AUGGCCAGGGGCCCUGACAGUAUGCCACAGUGGGCAAUCCUGGUAGUGCUGACCACCAUGGGCACAGCUGCGACAGCGGCCACCAACCCUGGCCUCCUGACCAGGAUCUCCCAGAAGGGCCUGGACUACGCCUGCCAGAAGGGAGUAGCCAUGCUACAGAAGGAGCUGGAAAAGAUCAAGAUUCCUGACUUCUCUGGAAACUUUAAGAUCCAACACUUGGGGAAAGGGUAUUACAGCUUCUACAGCAUGACCAUCCUCGGAUUCCAGCUUCCCAGUCCCCAGAUAAGACUGGAGCCCCAGGUGGGCCUCAGACUSUCCAUCAGCAAAGCCAAUGUGAAGAUCAGUGGGAAGUGGAAGGGAAAAAAGAAUUUCUUCUCAGCCAGUGGYAAGUUUGACCUGAGCAUAGAAGGCGUCUCCAUUUCGGCUUUUCUGAACCUGGGCAGUGACCCCACCUCCGGCCACAUCACGGUGGCCUGCUCCAGCUGUGGCAGCCACAUCAGCAACACCCGCCUGCGCAUCUGGGGCAGCACCGUGGGGUGGCUGAUUCAACUCUUCCAUAAGAAAAUCGAGUCGUCUCUUCGAAACACCUUGAACAGCAAGAUCUGCAAGUUUGUGGCCAAUUCUGUGUCCACCAAGCUGCAAGCUUAUGUCAAGAAUUUUCCAGUGACCACCCAAAUAGAUGCUGUGGCUGGGAUCGACUACCGUCUGGUGGCACCUCCGAUAACCACAGCUGAGAACCUGGAUGGGCAGCUGAAGGGGGAGUUUUUCAGCCAGGCACACCGCAGCCCACCUCCCUUCACCCCGCCGGCAAUGGCAUUCCCCGAAGACCACGACCGCAUGGUGUACCUGGGCAUCUCCGACUACUUCUUCAAUACGGCCGGGCUUGUGUACCAAGAAGCUGGAGCCCUGAAGCUCACCCUCCAGGACCACAUGAUGCCCAAUGGAUCCAAAUUCCUACUGACAACCAAGUCCCUUGGAAACGUCCUUCCUCAGGUGGCCAAGAUGUUCCCCAACAUGAAGGUGCAGCUCCAGGUCUCUGUCUCGACCCCACCACAGCUGAACACGCAGCCCACAGGCCUUACCCUCACCCCGAAGCUGGAGGUCCAGGCCUUUGUGGUCCUCCCCAACUCCUCCCUGGUCCCCCUCUUCCUGCUCAGCAUGACGGCGAGUGCUGCGUUGGAGGUCGGUGCCAGGUCCAACAGGCUUGUUGGAGAGCUGCAGGUGGACAGGCUGAUUCUGAAACUGAAGCGCUCCAACAUCGGCCCCUUCCAGGUGGAGUUGCUGCAGACUGUCAUGGACUACGUAGUACACACUGUGCUGCUGCCCAGGGUCAACGAGAAGCUGAAGACAGCCUUCCCCCUCCCCAUGCCUGCCCGGGUCCAGCUCUACAACCUGCUGCUUCAGUCCCACCAGAAUUUCCUGCAGUUCGGAGCCGACGUUAACCUUGUGUGA
Urocitellus parryii (Arctic ground squirrel) is the source of this 1452-nucleotide messenger RNA. RefSeq names its product bactericidal permeability increasing protein (gene Bpi). Gene Ontology annotation, biological process: lipopolysaccharide-mediated signaling pathway; negative regulation of interleukin-6 production; negative regulation of tumor necrosis factor production. Gene Ontology annotation, molecular function: lipopolysaccharide binding. Lineage: Eukaryota; Metazoa; Chordata; Mammalia; Rodentia; Sciuridae. The record is from RefSeq and is a predicted model, not a curated record.